AUGCACACCUUCAACAUCCCCACCACAGCUAUUGCUGCGGUAACUCUGCUCUCCGCUCUGCCGGCCGUACAGGCUAGCCUAUACCUCAAGAGCUCCCCCGUAGUCCAAGUCGACGCCAAGAACUUCGACCGCGUGAUCAACAGGUCCAACUAUACCUCUGUCGUCGAAUUCUACGCGCCAUGGUGCGGACACUGCCAGAACCUCAAGCCCGCCUACGAGAAAGCCGCGAAGAAUCUCGAUGGACUCGCUCGCGUUGCGGCCGUGAACUGCGACGAGGAUGAGAACAAGCAACUAUGCAGCGCAAUGGGCGUCAAGGGGUUCCCGACCCUGAAGACAGUGCGGCCGGGCAAGGGCAAGAAGGGGAAGCCGGUCGUGGAAGACUACAACGGGCCACGCACAGCCAAGGGCAUCGUGGAUACCGUCGUGGACAAGAUCAACAACCAUGUCAAGCGUGUGACCGACAAGGAGAUUGACACCUUCCUAUCUUCUGACAACGAUACGGCCAAGGCAAUUCUAUUCACAGAGAAAGGCACCACGAGCGCUUUACUCAAGAGUAUUGCCAUUGACUUCCUCGACGUUAUCACUGUUGCGCAGAUUCGGGACAAGGAGACCAAGGCCAACCAGAUAUUUGGUAUCAAGUCCUACCCGACUCUAGUACUACUGCCGGGUGGCGAUAAAGAAAGCUUGUUGUACGAUGGGGAGCUGAAGAAGGACGAUAUGGUCAAGUUCUUGUCGCAAGCCGGCCAACCGAACCCAGACUCGACAGGUCUCAAGUCAAACGGAGGGAAGAAAGCCGAGAAGAAGACUGAGAAGAAGGACAAAAAAGCAUCUUCCAAAUCCACCGAGUCCAGCUCCAAGACAACCGAGACUGAGCCCGAGUCGCCUGGAAUCACUGAGGCUCCCGAAAGGCCGGUCGAAGUUGCGCCGCCCAUCCCAGCGAUUACCGAGGCCGAUCAGUUAACCAAGGAGUGCCUAAACCGCAAAUCCCACACCUGUGUGCUUGCCUUCGUGCCCUCCACUCAUGGCGAGACCGCCGAGAAGGCUCUUAGCAGCUUAGCCGAGCUAGCAUUGAAGCAUGUCCAUGGACAACGCCACCUGUUCCCAUUCUUCGAAGUACACACUGACAAUGAAGCUGCGGCGUCAGUCUUCAAGAGCCUCGAACUCUCUCGUGAGAUCGAAAUCGUCGCUGUCAAUGGCAAGAGGGGAUGGUGGCGCCAUUACGAGGGAGACUACAGCCUCGAAACUGUAGAAAGCUGGAUCGACGCCAUCCGAUUAGGCGAGGGCUCUAAGAAGAAGUUGCCCGAAGGCGUAAUCGGCGAAGUCGUCGAGGAGACGACCACAAAGGAAGAGCCGGCUGAGACAGUCGAGGUCAAGGUUGAGGAGUCCGUGGAAGUGGAGGUUGAAACCGACACGGAGACGCCUACUGAGGGUACAGAGCCGACUCCUGAAGCUACCCCGGCCAAGGAGCGGGAGCAUGAGGAGCUGUAG
Molecule: messenger RNA, 1488 nt
Organism: Hypoxylon fragiforme
Lineage: Eukaryota; Fungi; Ascomycota; Sordariomycetes; Xylariales; Hypoxylaceae
Product: thioredoxin-domain-containing protein
Exons: 2
Coding region: 1-1488 (495 amino acids)
Biological process (GO): response to endoplasmic reticulum stress
Cellular component (GO): endoplasmic reticulum lumen
Molecular function (GO): protein-disulfide reductase activity; protein disulfide isomerase activity
Source: RefSeq, a predicted model, not a curated record